UCCUUCUUUAGGGGCGUUCUCUAAUGUGUUUACACGCUUGCGCAAACCAAUGUUAUGAAUUCUAACAGUAUCAACAUGUCUGCCUCCUUGGUGCGAGCGACCGUCCGAGCGGUCAAUAAAAGAAAACUUUUUCCCACAAGAGCCGCGUUAACUCUGACUCCUGCAGCUGUGAGCAAAAUCAGAUUGUUGCUGCAGGACAAACCAGAAUAUAUUGGUUUGAAGGUGGGAGUGAGAACACGUGGCUGUAAUGGCCUGACUUACACUCUGGAAUACACAAAGGAGAAAGAGAAAUCGGAUGAGGAAGUGCUCCAGGAUGGUGUGAGAGUGUUUAUUGAGAAGAAGGCUCAGCUCACCCUUUUAGGAACUGAGAUGGACUUUGUAGAGUCAAAGCUGUCCAGUGAAUUUAUCUUCAAUAACCCAAACAUCAAAGGCAUGUGUGGCUGCGGGGAAAGCUUCAACAUCUGAGCGUCGCUGAGCCGCCGCCCCUCCCCAGCUCAGAGCCCCGGCUUUUUCUCUCGAGAACGAGAGAUGGCCGACGAGGAAGUUGGGUGUGAGGAAAUCAACGCGAUGUGGACACCGCUCAGUCCCUGCCGCUGCUCUUCCUGCAAACCAUUCACACACCAGAUCAAUCCAACUAUGCAUUUUAUUUUGCCCUCGAUAAGGUUUCAAAACAAUCUGUAGUCAAAGCCAGAAAUUAAUUUAGGUUAAAGUUCCUCUUGUGUUUUACUGUUCUCAGUUCUGUGUUUGAGAAAACAUUAGGACCUCAGAAGCUAGAUGUUUUUUUAGUCUAAAAUCUUUUUUUUAAUGUAUUUUCAGUCAGAUCUAAUGGUAAAUGCAGGAGAAAAUAGUGCAAGGUGUGUUGAUGGAAUCGGAGAGCUGGAGAGGUUCUGGUCCUUAAAACUGUUAGGGUUUAGGAUGGUAAUAAAUAUCCAGUUUCCACUGAAGUCGAGAUGUUAAGGCAAACCAACAUCAGCUGUUUGAUAAAAGCAUUGCACCGCAGUGUCCUGUUCUCCAGCCUAAUCUAUGGGAUAACUGGAGGAGCUUGAGUGUCUUGAAGCUGUUUUUUUCAGCUUGUAACAUUGCUAUGUAUGUAUUUAUAUGUGUGUAAAUAGAAGAAAACAUUUAAAUUCAACAAAUACGCACAAAACAAACGCACAAAACAUGUAUCCUUAUGUAAGAGUACACAAAGUUUCUGGUAUUUUGUUUUAGCCUGAUCAGAGCCAAGAUUGUUUGUGUUGACUGUAUGCUCUUAAAAUCAUUAACCUGUGCAAUAUGUCUGUGUACAUAUGAAUAAUAAAAAAGCAAAAUGAA
This is a messenger RNA of Xiphophorus couchianus (Monterrey platyfish), 1311 nucleotides long. RefSeq names its product iron-sulfur cluster assembly 1 (gene isca1). Gene Ontology annotation, cellular component: mitochondrion; cytoplasm. NCBI's taxonomy places the organism in Eukaryota, Metazoa, Chordata, Actinopteri, Cyprinodontiformes, Poeciliidae. The record is from RefSeq and is a predicted model, not a curated record. The coding region runs from base 55 to 465 and encodes 136 amino acids. Gene Ontology annotation, biological process: iron-sulfur cluster assembly. Gene Ontology annotation, molecular function: 2 iron, 2 sulfur cluster binding. The transcript has 4 exons.